AUGAGCUCUCAAUUCAACUACACAGUUGCCCCGCACCUUGAAGAAUUCGCGGUCCCAUUUCCCACCUUCCGCGCCGCCAACCCCAAUUAUGCACACUUUGUAGGCGGCGGCCUGAUAUUUUCACGAACUGCGGUAACAGAAGACCAAGGGAUCAAGAAUGGGACAGAGCGCGAAAAGAAACCACAUCCUUUUCGCCUCCUCCUUCUCCAACGCGCCUUCGAAGAUUCUUAUGGUGGACACUGGGAAGGGCCCGGUGGAUCCUGCGACCCUGAAGACGAGACGCUACUAGACGGAGCAGCGCGUGAGAUCUUCGAAGAAGCCGGCUUGCGUGUCUCGAGGUUCGUCGAACUUGUUGGGAAAGAUGAGUGGGUGAAAGUACGCCCGGACCGGGUCGAUAUAGUGGCCAAAUAUACGUUUCUUGUGGAGGUACACGAGGCAAAGCCUGCUGUUUCUGGCGAUGGUCACGACAACAAUGGGUUAGCAGCUGAUAAGCUGGAUGAUGGGACUGUGGCUCCUGGGCUGGAGAGAGGCUGGGAGUAUAGAAUCAAGUUGGAUCCUGCAGAGCACCGGGCAUUUGAGUGGGUUACCGAGGAGGAGGUCAAACAGGGCGAGGAGGACAGCUCGGGGAAAUUUAAAUCAUUUGCGAGUCAAGGGAGGACGAUGUUAGAUGCUUUUCAGAUGCUAAGAGAAAGACCUCUGUUGGCUUAG
This is a messenger RNA of Aspergillus puulaauensis, 708 nucleotides long. Its product is annotated as NUDIX hydrolase. Gene Ontology annotation, biological process: NADP+ catabolic process; NAD+ catabolic process. Gene Ontology annotation, cellular component: cytosol. The record is from RefSeq and is a predicted model, not a curated record. NCBI's taxonomy places the organism in Eukaryota, Fungi, Ascomycota, Eurotiomycetes, Eurotiales, Aspergillaceae. Gene Ontology annotation, molecular function: NADH pyrophosphatase activity. The coding region runs from base 1 to 708 and encodes 235 amino acids. The transcript has a single exon.